CGUAUUUCUGCCUCAGAUACAGUCGCAGGAGCAAACUAAACAUUAGUUUGACACCGUGCCUCAGACAUGUGUGGAAUAUUUGCGUACCUAAAUUAUCACGUGCCUCGCACCCGCCGUGAGAUCCUCGAGAUCCUGCUCAAAGGUCUACAGCGGCUGGAGUACCGCGGCUACGACUCGGCAGGUGUCGGCAUCGAUGGAGGAAACACUAAAGACUGGGAGAGCAAUGCUAAGUCCAUCCAUCUGAUCAAACAGAGAGGCAAAGUGAAGGUCCUGGAUGAGGAGAUCCACAAGCAGCAGGACAUUGAUCUAGAUGUCGAGUUUGAUGUCCACCUUGGUAUUGCGCACACACGCUGGGCCACACACGGUGCUCCCAGUCCUGUCAACAGCCACCCACAUAGAUCGGACAAAGACAACGAGUUCAUUGUUAUUCAUAAUGGAAUCAUCACCAACUACAAAGACCUGAAGAAGUUCCUGGAGAGUAAAGGUUAUGAGUUUGAGUCAGAGACCGACACAGAGUCCAUCGCUAAGCUGGUGAAGUACAUGUACGACAACCGCGAGGACGAUGAGGUCAGCUUUGCCACGCUCGUCGAGCAGGUCACCCAGCAGCUGGAGGGAGCUUUCGCCCUGGUGUUCAAGAGCAUACACUAUCCAGGAGAGGCUGUAGGAACAAGGAGAGGAAGUCCACUGCUGAUGGGUGUAAAGAGCGACCACAAGCUCUCGACGGAUCACAUUCCCAUCCUCUACCGCUCAGCUAAUAAGGACAAGAAAAGCUGCAGUGGUUCUCUACCCAGGAUGGACCAGGACACCUGCCUGUUCCCUGUGGAGGAGAAAGCUGUAGAGUUCUACUUCGCCUCUGAUGCCAGUGCUGUGAUCGAGCACACGAACCGAGUCAUCUUCCUGGAAGACGGCGACAUCGCUGCUGUGUCUGAAGGUCGUCUGUCCAUCCACCGGAUCAAACGGAGAGUGGGAGAUCAUCCGGCUCGCGCCAUCCAGACCCUGCAGAUGGAGCUGCAGCAGAUCAUGAAGGGUAAUUUCAGCUCUUAUAUGCAGAAGGAGAUCUUCGAGCAGCCGGAGUCUGUCGUGAACACCAUGAGAGGCAGAGUGAACUUCGAUGACAACACAGUGACAUUAGGAGGAUUGAAAGAUCACAUUAAGGAGAUCCAGAGAUGUCGGAGACUCAUCCUUAUUGCAUGUGGAACCAGCUAUCAUGCAGGAGUAGCAACUCGUCAGGUGUUAGAGGAGUUAACUGAGCUGCCUGUCAUGGUGGAACUGGCCAGCGACUUCCUGGAUCGCAACACACCCGUCUUCCGUGACGACGUGUGCUUCUUCAUUAGCCAGUCAGGUGAGACAGCAGACAGCCUGAUGGCACUGAGGUACUGUAAGGAGCGCGGUGCCCUCACCGUGGGCAUCACCAACACCGUGGGCAGCUCCAUCUCUCGUGAGACCGACUGUGGCGUCCACAUCAACGCUGGGCCUGAAAUCGGAGUGGCCAGCACCAAGGCGUACACCAGUCAGUUUGUGGCCCUCAUCAUGUUCGCCCUGCUCAUGUGCUCUGACAGAAUCUCCAUGCAGCCCAGGAGGAGGGAGAUCAUUCAGGGCCUCAGAGUGCUGCCAGACCUGAUAAAGGACGUGCUGGGUCUGGAUGAGGAGAUCCAGAAGCUGGCCGCCGAGCUCUACCAGCAGAAGAGCGUGCUCAUCAUGGGCCGAGGCUAUCACUACGCCACCUGCCUUGAAGGGGCGCUGAAAAUUAAAGAGAUCACCUACAUGCACUCGGAAGGGAUCCUGGCAGGAGAGCUGAAGCACGGCCCUCUGGCUCUGGUGGAUAAACUCAUGCCUGUUAUAAUGAUCAUCAUGAGGGAUCACACGUACAUCAAGUGCCAAAACGCUCUGCAGCAAGUGGUGGCAAGACAGGGUCGUCCCAUAGUGAUCUGCGACAAGGACGACUACGAGACCGCGAAGAGCUCGAGCCGCACUAUUAAAGUGCCGCACUGUGUGGACUGCCUGCAGGGGAUCCUCAGUGUCAUCCCGCUCCAGCUGCUGUCUUUCCACCUGGCUGUGCUCAGAGGAUACGAUGUGGAUUGCCCAAGGAACUUGGCAAAAUCAGUGACGGUGGAAUAAAACCCUUGUGUAUCAACAGCUUUAAAGUGUGACCUUUAAACAAACAAACACACCCCCACACACACACACACACACACAUACAGAAAACAAAAUUUCUUUCUUAAACUCUUUUUACCUUGUUCCUUUCUGAACCUCCGUGUGAGGUGUAGCAGCUGUUGAUUGUAACGUCCUUUUCAUCGGUGGUGGCAGGGUGUGGAGUCACUGUCUUUAACACACUUCCUCUUCUGUGAAGGUUGGCUUCAUUGUCCAGUUUUUAUCAUGACGUAAAUCAAUCUAAAUGGCAAAUAAAGAAACCUUGUAUUAUGUUUAUAACUAGUAUUGCUAGUCCGUACGUGCCAGUCGUUCCCAAAUACUUUAGAUGAAACCAAUUUGAAAUCUUGAUGCUGUGUAAUGUUGAUCCCAUGAAGCAUAAUUUGGGGUUCGUUUCAUUGCGGAAAAUAGAAACUGUUACAUUUGCAUUUGGCCGACGAGCAGUUUAGCCAAUGCUGCUUUGUUACAUACGGAGAUUUAACUUGUAUCUCCAGCGAGUGCAGAUUGAUGUUGAGGUACAAUCAAUGUUAUGUUCAUAAACUUUAGAUCAAAAAUCGAACACAAAGUAAACACGUCCUCGACGUGGAGAAUCCAAAUGUUUUAAUCCCAGUGCUUUUCAGUGCCUUUCCUGGCACACGUUAGCACUAGUUACUGAAGUCCUGACUGCAGGGAAUUUUUUUGACUUUUGAUUUUUGUAUUUACUUGAAUUUUAUCUUCAGCGUUGUUACACGAGUUACUUCCUAAUGUUUCUGAUGUUGCCUCUGAUCUGGUUUGUGCUAUGAAGCGUUUUUAAGCACGUUGUUGCUGCAAAACGGUCCAGUCUGACGGCGUGGGUUGUUUUCUAUAACAGCAGAUCAGUUUGUCUUUUGGUUUCAUUUCUAUAGUAGCAGCUCAAUCACAGGGACUUGACAGUGUAAGUCUACUGAUAUACAACUGUAACAUCUCUGUUCACUUCCUAUAUGGAGACAUUUAUUGAACACGUAUGGAAGGAGUCUUCAGCGUCAGCACUUUGUAACAGCCGGCUUGUUUCUGCGCCCGAAUGGGAGAGGAUAAGCUUUACAGACUGAUGUUACUUUAUAAACUCAAGACUGAUGAAUUGAUAAAACAUGAGAUUCAUAAUUAAUCUUCAGCUAUUUUUUUUUUUACUUUACUUUUUACUUUUUUACGUUUAUAGUCAGUGGAAGAACCCAGAAAAACACAGAAAACAUGACGUAAAUUUGUUCUUUUUUCGUUCUUUCUUUCUUUCUUUUCUUUUUCUUUCUAACCUUUUUCUUCUUUUGUUUUAAUUUGUGUACACAGCUACUCCACACCAUGCCACCUUCCUCCUCUUUGAAUGUUACCAGGGACCAUCCGCUUUAUACUUGCUCUUUUUUCUGCUGUUUUUUCUUUAUUAAAACGUUAAUAAAUUGUUCUUUAUUAAAGUAUUUCUUUUUUUUUUUUUUUUACUGGUAUAUUCUUUAUUAUUUGUAUUGCCUGUAUACCUAAAUGUAAAAAUCUCAUCUUGUUAUUUAGAAUUUUUUCCUUUCGGGUUCUCGAAAUCAUAGUAAUAAUAAUAAGAAUAAUUAUUAAUAGAUAAAUAAAUAAUGGCUUUCUUGAGCGAUUUGUUUAGAAGGAUCAUGCAGGUUUAAAUCCAAAGUACUAUCAAACCUUUUUUUAUUUAUUGAUUAUUCUCUCGAUUCCCUUCUGUUCGACUCUGCCUGGUUAUUUGAGCCCGUUAUUAGCAGUCAGGUUGAGGGUGAGUGUGUGUUUUCGACAUAAUCCCGUCGUGCAUUUAUAUGUUUAGAGCCAAAAUAUCGAAUAAUCAUUAUUAAUAUAUGCUGCUGAGUCUCUUGUAACUCUCCUCUGAGUUUUAGAGCCUUAUUUCCUGAAUAAAAUGAAGGCGCUGUAUCGUCCGUUGUGUUUUGAAUGUGGUUAUGGGAUUUUAUCUACAACACGAGUAGUUGCAAUAAAAUAGUCAACAAUUA
Tachysurus vachellii is the source of this 4112-nucleotide messenger RNA. Its product is annotated as glutamine--fructose-6-phosphate aminotransferase [isomerizing] 1. Lineage: Eukaryota; Metazoa; Chordata; Actinopteri; Siluriformes; Bagridae. Gene Ontology annotation, molecular function: L-glutamine:D-fructose-6-phosphate transaminase (isomerizing) activity; carbohydrate derivative binding. The transcript has 19 exons. The record is from RefSeq and is a predicted model, not a curated record. Bases 67 to 2118 code for a protein of 683 amino acids. Gene Ontology annotation, biological process: UDP-N-acetylglucosamine metabolic process; carbohydrate derivative biosynthetic process; fructose 6-phosphate metabolic process.